Molecule: messenger RNA, 1690 nt
Organism: Vanessa tameamea
Lineage: Eukaryota; Metazoa; Arthropoda; Insecta; Lepidoptera; Nymphalidae
Product: Krueppel-like factor luna
Exons: 2
Coding region: 216-1067 (283 amino acids)
Biological process (GO): regulation of transcription by RNA polymerase II
Molecular function (GO): RNA polymerase II cis-regulatory region sequence-specific DNA binding; DNA-binding transcription factor activity, RNA polymerase II-specific
Source: RefSeq, a predicted model, not a curated record
CCUCCCGCUGGCGCAGACUGGCCGAUAAUCGCCGAUCGCUGUUAUCGCGCGUCCGUGGCACUGUCCGGAGUAGCUGCGAUCACUCACUCUUGUCACAGGACGCGCCGUACGCGCCUGUACGUGCAUUCUUAAUAUUGUUCUAUCACAACUUCCAAAUUUCGUUACUACAUUUAUGUAAUAAAGAAAGCUCGUGCCUUAUUUAGAACUCAUUCAAAAUGUACCGCGAAAACUGCGGCUUGCUAAAUGAAGCUCUAAGCGACCAGCUCAUGUUCGAGUAUUCACCAGCAGAGAGUCUCAUCAAUUUUGAGUUACCUUCGAACUUGAACUCUGAACUCAAUGAUUGGCAACUUAAUGAUUUAGAUUUUCAUUGUGAUGCAUUUGUUCACGGAUUGAAUGAUUCUAACAGAGAGAACUCUAUCUUCGAAGACGGUUCGAAUAUACUUUUUGAUUUCGACGAUUUGGAUAAAAACAUAGAUUUAGACGAUUAUCUCCUAGAAGCAUUAACAAGUGAUAAAUCCAACGACGUGCUACAAUCCAGCCCAAAUUCUACAGAUUUUGAUAGUGACACAGCGCUCGGUAGACUUUCUGUCCUUGGAAUUGAUCUGGAAUCAACUUAUGUGCAAGACAAUCAGUACUCGUCUAACAAUAUAAAUAAAACUAAUGAUAGAGUGCGAAGUUUUAUACCAGAAACUAAAAUACAAACAUGGGGAGAGCCGACGUUCUGUCCGGAACUUGGAGCGUUCCGAUGCCCGGUGGAAGACUGUGGUAAACUAUACGCAAAAGCGUCACAUGUUCGCGCGCAUUUGCGUCGUCAUAGUGGUGAGAAGCCCUACCGAUGCACAUGGGGUAGUUGCAGUUGGCGUUUCGCGCGGUCAGAUGAGUUGGCGCGCCACCGUCGAAGCCAUUCAGGCGAUAAGCCCUAUCGGUGCAGCGAAUGCGGCAAGAGAUUUGCACGUUCAGACCAUCUUGCCAAACAUGGACGUGUUCACGCUCGCCGCGCUGCCGCAGCCGCCGCGGCCGCCAAACGAGCUUCGAACCAUUCUUAUAAAACUAGAAGACUGAUGUGAAAUGUGAUUUAUAUAAUCUAUUAAAGUGUGUGAUGAAACUAUAAUCGCGCUGGCGCGUUUGGUUUUAUUCAUUAAGUACAAAUAAGGAUACAUACAAAAGAAUAUGUGGAAAAAAAUUGUGCAGUUAAUAACUUAAAAUUUGUUGUAGUUUUUACGAUAUUUUAUGCGAUACUGAGUAAUAUUAACUCUAAUAUAUUUUUAUAACAUUUGUACGAAUUUUGUUAUUAUAUAAGUUAUAAUUAAGCUAGAUUAUAAUAGUGAAGUUAUCGUUAGAACGGUUUACUAAAAUAAUUUAUAUUUAAAAUAAUGAAGCCACUCUUAAUAUACGUUGACCGUAUGAAUCUCGACCUGCGCUAAGCUUAAUUUAUGAAAUCUUGUAUGAUUAGUAGACAAACUAGUUAGAUGUUCUUUUAACUUUAUUCUCGUUGUAAUAUCUUGUACUUUAUGUAUACUUGAAUAUAAUAACAAGAACUUACUGUUGUGUUACUUAGUCUUUAGAUAAGCUAGAAUAAUAAAAUAAUAAUUUACCUACUCUACAAUGUGGCUACUUUUUAACAGGUCUUUAUAAACGACAUAUCUGUUGUCACAAUCCACACGAACUUUAAAUUAAAACAUAAGUAAUA